Molecule: messenger RNA, 533 nt
Organism: Linderina pennispora
Lineage: Eukaryota; Fungi; Kickxellomycota; Kickxellomycetes; Kickxellales; Kickxellaceae
Exons: 1
Coding region: 170-502 (110 amino acids)
Biological process (GO): microtubule-based movement
Cellular component (GO): cytoplasm; cytoplasmic dynein complex
Molecular function (GO): dynein intermediate chain binding
Source: RefSeq, a predicted model, not a curated record
GUUGAGAAAACAAAAUGAGGUUUCGCCUGAUGAUCGGGCUUAACAAUCACCAUAGUUGCCCAGGCCCACCAAUCUGGAGUAUCAGACCAGGUAAUUGGCUGGGAGAUGCUUUUUUUUUUUUCUUUCGAACUGGCGACUCUCACUCAUCCCAACACGUCUUACCUCAUCCAUGUCGGCUGCCACAAAGGGAUCUAGCACGGAAAAGGUCUACAAGCACCUGAAGGCGGCAGUGGACCUGGCCAUCGGGAACGGCGAGUACCACCACGGACUGCUCCCGGAGCUGCACACGAACAUUGUUAGCUAUGCAAUGAAAAAGCUUGCGGCCAUGCGGGCAUCCGCGACCAAGGCAAUAGUGACGUGCACGAUCGUGCAAAACACAGGGGCAGGCUUCCACAUUGGCAAUGCGACACGGUGGGACGAAUCGGCAGACAGCAUGGUCACAUACAAGUUCACGAACGCGGCUCUGACCAUCAUCGUGACAGCGUAUCUUGUUAGCUGCUAAGGCCAAAAAUGAAAAUAAAAAAUAACAAUGA